AUGGCCCGAGAGCACAGACAAAAAGGGGCCGCGAAGCUGGGGCUGGGGAGGAGAGGGGCAGCAGCAGGUGCGAGUUGCCCGCAGGUUCCAGCCCACUCGGCGCCGAGCGCUUCUUGGGCGAGUCUGCCCUUCCCGCCCCAUCGCCUGGCCUCCCGGCCCCCCAGCGCCCCUCCGACGGAGUGUCCGGGCCUUUUCACCGUGGCCGCUCCACCCCCGGGAGCGCCUUCUCCUCCCGCCACCCUGGCGCACCUUCUUCCCUCCCCGGCCAUGUACAGCCUUUUGGAGACUGAGCUCAAGAACCCCGUGGGGCCGCCCACCCCAGCCGCGGGCACGGGCGGCGCCGCAGUUCCCGGCGGUGCAGGCAAGAGUAGCGCGAAUCCAGGCAGCGGUGCGAACGCAAGCGGUGGCAGCAGCGGUGCUGCGAACGGCGGCGGCGGCGGGGGCACGGAUCAGGAUCGCGUGAAGCGGCCCAUGAACGCUUUCAUGGUCUGGUCCCGCGGGCAGCGGCGCAAGAUGGCCCUGGAGAACCCCAAGAUGCACAACUCGGAGAUCAGCAAGCGCUUGGGGGCCGAUUGGAAACUGCUGACCGACGCCGAGAAGCGACCGUUCAUAGACGAAGCCAAGCGGCUGCGCGCCGUGCACAUGAAGGAGUACCCGGACUACAAGUACCGGCCGCGCCGCAACCCAGUGGGCGUGGGCCAGCGCCUGGACACGUACACGCACGUGAACGGCUGGGCCAACGGCGCGUACUCGCUGGUGCAGGAGCAGCUGGGCUACGCGCAGCCCCCGAGCAUGAGCAGCCCGCCGCCGCCGCCGGCUCUCCCGCAAAUGCACCGCUACGACAUGGCCGGCCUGCAGUACAGCCCCAUGAUGCCCCCCGGCGCCCAGAGCUACAUGAAUGCCGCGGCCGCCGCCGCCGCCGCUUCGGGCUACGGGGGCAUGGCGCCCUCCGCUGCCGCCGCCGCCGCCGCCGCCAUGAGCCUGGGCCCCAUGGGCUCGGUGGUGAAGUCCGAACCCAGCUCCCCGCCUCCCGCCAUCACGUCGCACUCGCAGCGCGCGUGCCUCGGUGACCUGCGCGACAUGAUCAGCAUGUACCUGCCACCCGGCGGGGAUGCGGCCGACGCCACCUCGCCGCUGCCCGGCGGACGUCUGCACGGGGUGCACCAGCACUACCAGGGAGCCGGGACUGCCGUCAACGGCACGGUGCCGCUGACCCACAUCUGA
This is a messenger RNA of Dipodomys ordii (Ord's kangaroo rat), 1224 nucleotides long. It is a transcript of the gene Sox3, whose product is annotated as SRY (sex determining region Y)-box 3. NCBI's taxonomy places the organism in Eukaryota, Metazoa, Chordata, Mammalia, Rodentia, Heteromyidae. The record is from RefSeq and is a predicted model, not a curated record. Gene Ontology annotation, biological process: negative regulation of transcription by RNA polymerase II; cell differentiation; positive regulation of transcription by RNA polymerase II. Gene Ontology annotation, molecular function: RNA polymerase II cis-regulatory region sequence-specific DNA binding; DNA-binding transcription factor activity, RNA polymerase II-specific.